This is a messenger RNA of Verruconis gallopava, 2179 nucleotides long. RefSeq lists its product as uncharacterized. Gene Ontology annotation, biological process: fructose metabolic process; fructose 2,6-bisphosphate metabolic process. The coding region runs from base 321 to 1928 and encodes 535 amino acids. Gene Ontology annotation, cellular component: cytosol. The transcript is spliced from 4 exons. Gene Ontology annotation, molecular function: ATP binding; 6-phosphofructo-2-kinase activity; fructose-2,6-bisphosphate 2-phosphatase activity. The record is from RefSeq and is a predicted model, not a curated record. NCBI's taxonomy places the organism in Eukaryota, Fungi, Ascomycota, Dothideomycetes, Venturiales, Sympoventuriaceae.
AGCUGGAUCUGCUAUCGUAGAACCAGAAAAAAAAACAACGCAGAACUUGCAGCCUCUGUUUUCUCUCUCUCCCGAACCAUUCUCGUCUCCCAAGAUUUUGCUUUCCAGCCCUUUUAGUUCUCGCUGUGGAUCCGUGUCGCUUUUGUUCUCUGGAGACUCUGGCGAAGCGGCUUACCGGACGAAGAACCUGUCAAUCUGCCGCACGUCGAUAAGACCGGGACGGCUGCGGAGAUUCUUAUCCACGCCUGCAGCGAAGAGUGCUCGUGUGCUCUGAUUGUGACUAUCCAUAAGAGAGGGUCAGAGAGGCUGCCACAUGAGCCAUGGAUACUCUUCUCACCGCUGAGGUAGCGGCAAAUUCACCACGUUUUCGGAGGAGAUCAAGCACUUUUGUAGACGCCAUCCAUGAUCUGCCGGAGACCCAGGAGCUCGCGCCCGCCCAGCUGUAUAGCACCGAGUCUGGGCGCCUCUUUCAUUCCGGACGCAUCGUAAUUGUUACUGUUGGCCUUCCUGCCAGAGGAAAGACCCACAUUUCGGUUGCUGUCGCACGCUAUCUGAGAUGGCUCGGUGUCAAGACUCACGUCUUCCACCUCGGCGACUAUCGGCGUGCGACCUUGGGCCCCGGCAAAGACGUUCCUGAAGACUACUUUCACGUCAACGCUUCGCCAUCGUCUGUGCUUCUACGCAACAAGAUCACGAAGAAAUGUAGAGAGGACAUUUAUCAGUUCCUUGAACAUGAGAACGGGCAAGUGGCCAUUUACGACGCGGUCAACCCUCUGUCUGUCGGUCGCAGGUCGCUCGCCAAAGAGUUCGCAAAGAGGAAUAUUUCUACGCUGUUCAUUGAAUCGGCUUGCACGGAUGAGCGAAUCAUCGAAGAGAACGUUCGCAGCGUUAAGAUUUCCAGUCCAGAUUACGCCUCUUGGUCUCCCGAAGACGCGGUAAAGGACUAUCUUCGACGCAUCAACGCGCGAAUACCGCAUUUCGAGACCAUGGAAGAGCGUGAUCUCCAUUGGAUAAAGAUGAUCAAUGCCGGCGAGCGCGUUGUUGUAAAUAACUGUGCGUUCGGCUACCUCUCCCAGAGAAUUGUCUUCUACCUCCUGAAUCUGCACAUCAAGUCUCGUCAGAUCUACUUCGCACGCGCUGGCACGACUCUUGAGGAGGAAUCGUACAAAGCGGACGCGCCGCUGUCCGACGAGGGACGUGACUAUGCGAAGAAGAUGGGAGAUACGCUGAUCAAGAAUCGCGAAGAAGAGAGACAGAGCAUCAUCGAUGCCGGAGGCCCGGAUGAUUCGUUGAAGCCAUUGACUGUAUGGACUAGCACGAGGAGGAGGACGGUCGAGACGGCAGAAUAUCUAGGCAGUUUAGGUUACAAAACUCGCCAGAGGAGUCAAUUAAGUCAGAUGAAUCCUGGCGUGUGCGAGAAGAUGAGCGAGAAAAGGAUUAGGGAAGAGUUUCCGCUUGAGGUCGCGAAACAUGAGCAAGACCCGUAUCAUCAUCGAUACCCCAGGGCUGAAUCGUAUCAUGACCUUGCUGUGCGUCUUGAGCCUAUCAUCUUGGAGCUUGAGCGUGAGCAGAAUGAUCUGCUUAUCAUCGCCCAUGAAUCUGUAUUGCGGGUCUUAUAUGGGUAUCUAAUGGCCUGCAACGCGACAGACAUCCCCAAACUCGAGUUUCCGAGGAACGAGAUCAUCGAGAUCAUACCAUCUUCAUACAACAACGUCGCAAAGCGCAUUCACAUUCCUGGUGUCCCCGAGCAUGCUAUUCCAGGUAGCCCUGAAGACAUCAAAAUCCCUGUUCCACCGACGGGUACGGUAAGCCCUCUGACGGCACUGGGCACGCCAGCGCUAAGUGGGGUGAACACACCGGUCAAGGGCGAUGAAGCCAGCACACAACCGCUAGUUGUGGGCAAGGUGAAGGUCAAUCCUAUGGGUUAAGUGUGGUAUUUUUGCUUUCAACAUUGGUGUUUAUGAUCUUUCAUGAAUUUAUGUGGCCGUGAUUUGUGUUUUAGAUGUAGGAUGGCUGGAUGGACAUUUUGGGAAGCAUUAUUGGUAGGACUUGCAGACUCUCUGCUUCGGCGGUUUUGUGUGAAUUUUUUAAUGUAAAGUUAGAGAGCUCGCGAUAUUUUCCUUGAGCUCCUCUUUUGAUAUAUCAAAAGAAGGAAAUUCGUACUGUUUUAUUCCCCUAA